GAGGAGUAGUAGUCGCCAGCAUCCUGUGACGGGGAGAACAUUAUUCGGUGCCUUAUUAGAUCGUUCUUGUGUCGGAUAUAAUUUCAGUUAUACCAGUUUGUUGUUUUUUUUUUCUCUGUGCUGAGGUCAGAUUGCCCUUUGACCUGGUGGGGAAACCUUGACUUCUGUUUCCUCCCCCAACUUCUGUUUCGACCUUGAUUAUCUUCAGCUUUACUCUCUCUCUCUCUCUCUCUCUCUCUCUCUCUCUCUCUCUCUCUCUCUUUCAUUUGCAAAAUCGUUUUGUUUUUUUGCGUCUAGUUUCUUUGCCUCCGUCUUCGAUUCGUCAUCAGAUUUCUUUGUGGCGUUAUUUAUUCUUUUAUACGAAGAAGACUAUUUUUUUGCGGGGAGGAGUCUAACAAAGCAGCUUAAAUAGAUCUCCUUCUUUCUCUUUGUUUCGUUUCGUUGUUUUUUAACAUACUCUUGUUUUUUUUAUCUGUUCUUCCAUAACAUACUCUUGUUUUUUUCUUUUUAAUUGUCCAUCCAUAACAUACUCUUGUUUUUUGUUUUUAUAACUGUCCUUCCAUAACAAACUCUUGUUUUUUUUAUCAGUUCUUCAAUAACAUACCCCUGUUUUUUUUUAAACUAUCCUUCCAUGACAUAAUCUAGUCUUUUUUAUUUGUCUUUCCAUAACUUACUAGAUCUAGUUUUCUUUCCCUUUUUUUAACUGUCCUUCUCUGUCAUAAAGUCUUCUGAGACCACAACUCCUCCAAACUAAUUAUUAGGAGAUUAUCGAGCGGUGUCGAUUCCUUCCCCACUGUGACGAAGAAAAAAAAACAAAGAAUAAUUAUCCUCAAACCUAACUGGGUAGUUAAGGAUACAUAUAUAUAUAUAUAGAAGAAGGAUAUGCCUUCCGCCUGACAGAAAGACCGGAGUAUCCUGCGAGAGUACAAGCUACCACGACGCGUUACGGAGUAUUUUUAAGAUAUUGUCGAUUUCGACGUUACAGUAUAUUAAAUCCACAGCCCUGUAUUCGAACCACACUGGAAACGAACCCCUGCUGGAACCGAGGGAGAUGUGUGGAAUCCAGCAGUUUAUCUGUGGCACAUAAAUUAACACUUUGAGAUACUGACGUCGACGGGACUUUGGAAUUAUGGGAACUCUAUGGAGGUUAUCAGCCUUCUCUUCUUCACUGUUAAUACUGCUGACAUGUUCCUCUGUGCCAAAGGCCACUGCCAUCAGAGGGCGGGGCUUUGCCCCGGAGAUCCUAACCCCCCAGGACUCCAUCGUGGUCGAGGCUGGAGGGACACUCAACUUGACGUGUCGAGAUACCCAACGGAUCGUGUGGGUAGCUAUGAAGGAUUCGCUCAUCUAUGAGAACUACGAGGAGACGUACGACGAAGGACACAUAAGGCCUCACGUGACGAAUCUUGUCAUCAACAACGUCAACUACACCAACGUUGGAUAUUACUACUGCGUUCACAACACAACCCAGAACAAGGACAAGUCCGUGUUUUCACCAAAUGACUACAACGUGACUGGUGUCUAUGUUUACGUCAAAGACCUCAACCAUUUGCUGGCCACGGAAGCUGAGACCUUGAUGUAUCGUCCAGAAGUCGGGAAGAACUUCACCUUCCCUUGCAAACCAUCCUUUCCUGAGGUCAACGUGACCUUGGAUAAGAGUCAAGGCAGAUUUGUAAAUCCAUCGUACGACCCCCGCGCGGGAUUCUUUUUCGGGAAGCCUUCUAUCAAGAUACAUUCCGGGGAUUACUUCUGCGAGGCGAGCUUUAGCGACAGACAGGAGAAUGUGUUCGCCGCUGUCAUGGUGGUCCCCGCCCAUCCGAAAGUCCUGAAGGAGCCCAAUGUGACAGUCACCAACUUCUGGCAGAGGAACGCCAUCAAGGAGCACCAGGAAAGUGUCGAAUACUUCAUCGUCGAGGAAGGAUCCACGGUGAAUCUGACCUGCAGAUACGAACAUGACCCACUGAUGAACAGCAGGUCACUCCUUUGGAGUUACUCUGACACAGUCAGAAACGAGAGUGCAAGCAUUCGACUCUACCGCAAGACAGUGCCCGACAGGGAAUCAAAAGAACUCUGGUCAUCAGCAGCGCUGAUCCUAAUGUACACUCCGGGGAGUACACUUGUACAGUUCGGAACAGCAGGGAAUCUAGACCUGUUUCCAGGAGCCUGGUUCUUGAUGUACUGCGGACUAAGACACAUGGUAUGCCCUUUGGGGUUCAACUCCAUUCAUAAAAUAGGCUUUCCUUUGGUGGCAGCUCUCAACUCCUACAGUGUAAGUCUGUGCUGUUGGAGGAUGACACUGACACAGAGAUCAGGACCAGAUGAAGACCUCACGUUACGCAUCAUGUACACUGCUUAUCCUCAGCCAACGUUCAUUUGGCGGAGAGGAGAGGUCUUCCUACAUAAUUAUCUUCGACCCAGUUCAUUAACGGCUGGAGUUCAUCAGAUGAAGUCUUGGCGAACUCCUCCAGCCGCAUACAGGGCAUCCACCCGCCAUAAAUUGGAAGUGGACCACGAGAAUGGGAAUCUGUUCUUGUUUCGCUUCGUGAUUCCUCUCCGUCGAAUGACAUUGGGUACUUACUCACUGGAAGCCCUGAUCUCGGAACAACGGGAACGUCCAGGCAAGGAUGAACUCUCCUUCAACGUCACAAUGCCAGGAUCAGCGAACAAGAACCUCCUGAAGAGGCGUAUCUUGGGCCAAGCUGAUAAGAGCCUCACAAAGGAUUCGGUGUUUUUGGGGAGGGCAAAGUCUCGUUCAGGGAUAUUACAGGCUGUCAACAGAAACAACACGAUCUUCAGCGAAGCCUACAUAACAGUGACUGAUCCGGACUCCUUCAACAUCAUCAUCACCAUAGGAGCCCUCUCUGGCAUUCUUGUUAUUCUCAGCGUCUUCAUUUGCAUAAAAAAUUCGCAACGACAGAAACUUGGCCUGGAUGAACAAGCAGAGCUUGCCCUACGACACCAAGUACGAAGUCACAAGGGAUUCGAUUGUUUCGAUAAGCUCCUUGGAGCUGGAGCCUUUGGACUCGUCUACCGAGCCACGGCUCUCAACCUCAUCCCAGGUCAGCCUAGAACGACCGUGGCGGUCAAAAUGAUGAAGUCUCGAACUGAUAGCUCCCAGCUGAAGGCCCUGAGGUCAGAGGUAAAGAUCUUGAUUCAUAUAGGCCGUCACGUCAACAUCGUCAACUUACUUGGGGCUUGCUCCAAGGAACUUGCUACGAAAGGCGAACUGCUACUCCUUGUGGAAUAUUGCAAGCACGGCAACAUCCUCGACUACAUGCGUCGCAGGCGAAAGGCCUUCAUAAACCAGAUCAACGAAUAUGAUAGGAUAGAUCCUUCACUCACCGACGCCGGAUACGCCCCACCAAAAACCGGACCGAAUCAGGAUCCAGGUUGGACUAGAAUCUCCAGAGGACUGAGGUAUGCCCAUCUGAGCUUCAACCAAGACAUGGUCACCUACACAGCUGAGGGUGAGAAUCCUGGCCAGUCUCUGUGGAUAGAGCCUUCCUCACCGACAGAUUCGAUUGGCCCUAAUGGCCACAUCCCAGGACCAUUCAGGGAACAGAACAGAGUCUGUUCCUCACCUCUGCCUGUCGCUUCAGAUAUGAGCACCUUUACUUUUGAGAGUAGCAACGGUGGGUCAGACAAUGGCUACAUUGGCUCCAGAGCUGUUGGUUCCAGUCCAGAGUCCCUAUGUUCAAGUGACCUCCUCUGCUGGGCUUAUCAGAUAGCCAAAGGCAUGGAAUACCUUGCCUUUAAGAAGGUUCUGCAUGGUGAUCUUGCUGCUAGGAACAUCUUGCUAACAGAUGGCAACGUUGUCAAGAUCAGUGAUUUUGGACUUGCAAAGGAUAUAUACAAGAAUGAUAACUACACGAAAAAGAGUAAGACACCACUACCAUGGAAGUGGCUGGCGGUCGAGUGCUUCCGAGAUGGUGUCUUCUCCACCCAGAGCGACAUCUGGUCGUAUGGUGUUGUUCUCUGGGAAAUCUUCAGCCUGGGGCAGAGCCCUUAUCCGGGGGUUGAGUUCGACGAGAGCUUUGUCACUAGGCUUGAGAAAGGCAUUAGACCAGAACAGCCCAAAUAUGCAACCUAUGAUCUGUAUCGUAUCAUGUUUGAGUGCUGGAAUAAUGAGCCCAUGGAAAGGCCCUCUUUCUCUAAGCUGGAAGAAACACUAGGCAUGAUGAUCGGUGAUGCAGAAAGACAGCACUAUCUGGAUCUUAACCAGGAAUAUCAGAUGGAAAACACUGCCAGUACUUUUGUGCAUUCUUUGCAGAGUCCUGAUUAUACAGCUAAGAUACGUGAAAAACAUUCCUGUCAGGAUCAAGAUGGGUAUGAAAUGCCAUUCAGUCCUAGUCCACUAGGUGCAGAAGCCUUGCCCUACAGUCUUGAAGCGACGCGAAGCCCACGCAUGACUCCUCUAGUGAUGCACUACAUGUACAAUGGUGAUAGAGUGGAUGGUUCAACAACAGAUGGCUCUGUGUAUGUUCCAAUGUCUUCUCCUACGAAGUCCAUCCAAAAUGUCUUCGACUUUGAUGAAGAAGUUGUGAGUGCCAUAACAAAACGAGAUAGUGAUAUUGAGCAGUGUAUGAGGGGCUUAUCUGAUAAAGAAUGCCACGAUGAAAAUAACUAUCUUCAUAUGGAAAGCAGCCCUAAUCCUGAUAAAUCUCCAUCAUUGACUUUGCAGGGUAACAGUAUAGUUCCCCUACGACAUAAGUUGCUUCGAACAGCAUCACAGAUGGAGAAGCAUGACAGUGGUCUGUACAGUCCAACUGCUAACAUACAGAACAAUCCUAAUUACAUGAUAAUGGACAACUUUCUCAGCACUGAUGAAAACAAUUACCUCACAAAAGAUAUUUGCAACUCGUACAAUGACAAAGGGCAUAACUAUAUUAACAUAGGUGAUGAUAAACUGAAAACUUUCCAGAAGGAAUCUGUCAGAGAUUCUACACUAAAUGGAGAGUAUGCCAACAUCCUGCCUAAUGGAAACUGCAAAAGGAGAACGAUUUCAGAAACUUCAAGUGGACUUGGUUCCAUAUCUGAGGAGAGUUCCCCUGAGUACAGAGACAAGCCAGACUCCUUGAAAUCUUCUACCAUGGAAUCUGUAAUGGAAGAGCCAAUUUGUGUUUAAAAAAAUGCAAAGUGAAGUGUGUGUUCAUUGCUCAAUAGCAAAUAAGCUAGAAAUAUAUGAAACAAAGUCGUACUUUCAAAAAGAGGUUUUCACAAGUAAAUCUUGGAAAAUAGUGUUAAGUGCUUCUUUAGAAAUACUGCCAGUUGCAUCGCUGCAAUUCGCAAUGUAUUUCAUACAAUGAAAGUAUUUUGCAUGUGAAUAACAUUACCAAAAGCACAAGCAUGUUUGAACAAAAAAGAAUGACUACCAUUUUUUGAUGAUUACAAAACCUACUUAGAAUUCUGUUCACACUAAAAUGCUGGUUACAAAUACUCAUUUGUUUUUGUUAUAUAAGAUGAAACAAUGAAUAGUGCAAACUUCUUCAAGCUGAAUAACUGGAAAAGCUCAAGCUCCAAAGUUCUGAUGUGCUUAAGUCUUCAUAGGCAAAGCAAGUGUGACUGUUCCGAGUGUAUGAACUCAACAAGAUAAUCAUGGAUUAUGCAUUAAAAACGUUAAUUGAUAAUGUCCUUUAGGCUAUAUGUUAAGUGAGAAGAGACUAUUGAUAACCGCAACAGUGUUUACAUAAGUGACAAAAACUCGUGUCUCAUGGAUGAAAUGAAUAUACAUAGCCUCAAAAGUUUAAGACUAAGAAGGUUUUAUAUUCUCCAAUCACAGUAUUAUGCUCGUCGUAAGCCUACACAAAGCCAACAGUUUAAACAGACUCCUGCAUGUACAAAUGUGUCGAGUCACAAUAACAAUCUCCUCCUAUGGAUAGUGUCGUUUAAAAUAGUGGCAGUGUGUGCAGAAUUUGUCUUCCACCUUUAUACUCUGCUGUACUAAUGUCUGUCAGUGUUCAAAGUGAAAGUUCUGUAGACUAUCUGUUAUUUCUACAUUUCUUCUGUACAAGGCUUCCAAAAAUACUAUAAUGAUCCUCAAUGCAACAAUUAACCAUCUUGACUGUCACAUGCACUGACUUCACAGCUUAAUAAGUUGCCAAGAGUACAAAUUUCAGGAUUUUUCAACAUACAAAAAUUUUAUGGGAUACUGAGGUAAAUUAGCAAAACUGGACUUGGUAGACAAGAUUUGAGCCUGAAAAGAAGCUAUAAUGUUAUCUGGUAUGAAGAGCAAAAUUUCUGAAUAGUCCUGUCUUCAGAAAUGGAAAUAGAAAGUUAACACAUUAAGAUAUGAAGAUGGCUGUGACACAUUCCUCAUGUGCCUUAUAAUAAUCGCAAAUCACUAGUUUAAAUCGGAUAAAGCUAACACAGUAACACUAACACCAAGUGGAAACUUUAUGUAAACUGGAAUAUAUUUUUACCCCUUCCAUAAAGUUUCGGUUACAAAUGACAAAUAAAACAUAUCUUAUAGGUUCACAGGAAAGCUUAUAUUUGUUAAAAGAAAAACUAUUAAAUGACAGUCAAUAGUGUUGCCUUAGCCUUAAAAUAAUAAAUUUCUCCUACGUAUAUGAUUCCUCCAUUCUUACUACUGAAUGGUAUCUAAUUUUUAUCCAAGUCUUUAGUUUUUAAGUGCUUCUUUCACUAACACUUCAAAAAUACACCCUUACUCUUUAAGUCUCUAGUUUACCUCUCAAUGCAGAUUCAAAAGUCUUUCAUGAAAGACAAUGAAAAGUACAAAUUUUAUGUUGUCCUCUUUGCAUUUACUGAUUGCAGAUACGUAUAUCCAAAUACUAUUUCAAGAUGAUUUAUUCUUGAACCUUAAUUUUUUGUUACUUUGAGUAUUCUUCACUUAGGUGUUCCUUUCAAGAAUACUGUGAAUUCUGUCGUAAAUUAUAAACUUAAGAAGAGCUACAGAGUGCUCAAUCCUAUAUGUUAUAGAGUUAUUAGCCAAUUAACAAAUGAAGGGUCUUACGAUUUUCUGGUGAUCUUUGUACUUCAAAUUAUGAUGAAAAAUUGUUGGAUUGAUGAUAUGGAAGGUCCAUGUCAGUCAGUCAGUAAAAGCUUGUGAUCUCUUUUACUUCCUGUCAUUUGUUUAUUUUACUUGUACUUAACUGGAUCAUUAUAUAGGACAAUUUUUGUUUUAGUACAAACAGUGUAAGUAAUCAUGGCAUUUUUUCUGAGUGUAUACAUACAAGGAAUUUCCAAUAAGAUGUGUCUUAAUUACAUUAAGAUAUUUUUGCCUUUGAACUUUCAACAAAAAGUACAAGAGAUAUUACCUUGAAAAUAUAUUUAGCUUCUCAUUAUUCUCAUAUGUAUUUAUACACAAACAGAAGUGUGUAUAAUAUUCUUAACAUAGUAUUACUAUGGUUCUAUAAUUACAAAUGGAAAAAUUCCAUAAUAUAUACGUACUCAGUAAAAACUCAUGAUUCCAGUUCGUGCCUACCUGGACAACUCUAUAUUCAAAGUCACCUAAGUUCAUCUACAAAUCAGAAAGAAGUUAUUUGAAAAUACAACCUUUUUAUCUGAUGUACAGAUUUCAUAAAAUGAAAAAAAACAAAAACAAAAAAACAAUGGCUGAAAAUUUGUAUGGGGUUACAUCAAACAUCACAUCACACAUUUUGGCCUUCCCAGAAAAUAUAUACAUAUAGAAAAAUUAUAAAACACUUAGAAAUUUAGUGGUGCUGAUUAAAAAAAAACGGGGGGGUGGGGUGACAGAAUACAAUACUGUUAUGUAAAGAAAGUGCUUUAAUUUUUUUUUUAACUGUAAGACUAAUUAGAGAUUGUCAGACAAAUCUGUAAGAAGUCAUUGAGUUAACCUUUCUAAAGAAAAUUGUUGGGAGUCCAGCAAUAAGUAAUCUAUAAAUUUACAUUUUUGACAACUGUUGCUCAAAUAAGCUGGUAUGACUGUAACCUAGGAAGAUGAGAAUUCUUUAUUAAUAUUUCAUGUACCUUUUAUUUUAUUUAUUUAUUUAUUUAUUUUUAUUUUUUUUUUUUUUUUUAUAAAAUACUGCCAAGCCAUCUUUCCUAUACAAAUGAGAAUUGGUUUUAAAUUUAGGGAAAUUUUAUAAGAACCAAAUAAAGAAUUAAACCAAUAAAUUUCAUAUGCAAAACAGUAAUCGUAAGGUUACAACAUUUUUUACCUUUGAUUACAUUUUAUAUGUCACCCUAGUAUGACUUAUAAUUAUCUCCAGGUUCCAUAUGACUUACAGCAAAUGAUUUCCAAAAUUGCAUUAACCCUGAUUCACAUAUAGUAUACACUAAUUAGCCAGAUAAUACUACACAUCUCUGCUGAAUUUCCUGUGGCAUCAUCUGCCCUAAGAAAUAGUCAAUAUUCCAUUGUUUUUGGGAAUAACAAAUGGUACUUUUGGGAUACUAUGUAUCCUAAUACUAAAUAAAUAUUCGAUAUCUUAGGAUUAGUUUUUUGUACAAUAUGAUUUGCUUUUAAUAAAUAUGCAAAGAUAA
This is a messenger RNA of Macrobrachium nipponense, 8460 nucleotides long. RefSeq lists its product as uncharacterized. Gene Ontology annotation, molecular function: transmembrane receptor protein tyrosine kinase activity; ATP binding. Gene Ontology annotation, cellular component: plasma membrane; signaling receptor complex. The record is from RefSeq and is a predicted model, not a curated record. Gene Ontology annotation, biological process: positive regulation of kinase activity; protein phosphorylation; cell surface receptor protein tyrosine kinase signaling pathway. NCBI's taxonomy places the organism in Eukaryota, Metazoa, Arthropoda, Malacostraca, Decapoda, Palaemonidae.